AUGUCGCAUGAAGAGAUUUGGGAUGAUACAGCGCUUGUGCGCUCUUGGGACGAGGCAGUAGAGGAAUAUAAUCUUUAUCAUAGCAUUCAUGCGCGAGGGGAGAAUGUGGAGGAAGUCUUGGACCGCGCCGAGAAGGAAGGUGUUGAUGCCGUUGUAGCUGGGAUGGAGAAGUUGCAAGAGUCUAUGGAUGUGGCGGAGGACGGUGAUGCUGCUGCACAAGAGGAUGUUCAAGAAAAUAUGACGAUAUCGGAUGAGCCCCGAGUCCAGACAGGGCCGUCAAUUUCUGCCGGCAUAGUACCACCGACUGCUGGCGGCGCACCAACUGCGCCUGAUGCAUUACUAGGACAAGUCCAAGAUCCAGCUCUGAAGAAUCUGAUGAUGGCCUGGUAUUAUGCAGGUUACUACACGGGUCUCUACGAAGGUCGACAACAAGGAGCCCAGACUGAUGGUGCCAGCAACCAGAAAUGA
Molecule: messenger RNA, 468 nt
Organism: Talaromyces amestolkiae
Lineage: Eukaryota; Fungi; Ascomycota; Eurotiomycetes; Eurotiales; Trichocomaceae
Exons: 4
Coding region: 1-468 (155 amino acids)
Source: RefSeq, a predicted model, not a curated record